GGUCAAAGAAAAAGAUUUCGCAAUACUCCCAGGCAGGCACGGUGAAAACCAAACAAUAACAGCUUCUCCGGUGCUUCCGUCCCGUUUGGGGGAAAAAUACCCUGUUUCAUCGCAGAACGUGUGGGUGAUCGACAAGGUUUAAACCUUGAUAAGGAGCGUACAGGCGCGCAGUCGCAACCGACCGCAACCAGCCCCUAGACAGCAUUCAGCACCACCAGCAGCUUGCGAAGGUGCAGACGUGAGCGCAAGAGAGAGGCAGCGGAUCCAAAUGAGCAAGCAGCCGCAGCAGAAGUUAACCAACACAGAUCAGAACGGAGUGAGCGUCAUACAGAGCCAGGCUCAUAGCAGCGUCGCAAACUCUGCAGGAGCUACAGCAGGACUGCAGCAGGUUCCUCAGCUCGUCCCAGUAAGCCCCGGAGGAGGGGGCAAAGCCACGCCACCCAGCAAGAUGAAGAAGACAAUCAUGGACAAAGACAGUGAGGAGUACAGGCAGCGGCGCGAGCGCAACAACCUGGCUGUGAAGAAGAGCCGCAUGCGCAGCAAGCAGAAGGCGCAGGACACGCAGCAGCGCGUCAACGAGCUGAAAGAGGAGAACGAGAGAUUGGAGGCCAAGAUCAAGUUGCUCAGCAAAGAGCUCAGUGUGCUCAAAGACCUGUUCCUGGAGCACGCGCACAACCUGGCCGACAACGUGCAGCCUGCUACCGCGGCACCUGUCACCCCGGGAGACCUCUGUAACACCAACAACAACAACCAGUGAGAUGGAGGUGCUCGUUAAGGGGGCUGCAACUCUGUACCAUAAUAUCUUCUUUAACCUUUUCUUAAAGGAAAUUUUUGUAAAGAUUUCCUCAUUUUUUAGGCUAUUUGCAUUUCAGAAGAAUGAAGCUUUCCCUCUAGGCAUCAGAUAAAAUAUUAUAAUGACCUAAUAAUCAUUUUUAACAUUCUGGACUUUACGAUUAGUAAAGAAAAAAAAGGAUUCGGAUCAGAAUCGGGCGUCGUUAUUUUUUUGUUCCACAGUUCACGGGCUUUUUGUUCCUACACUCGGAUAUUGUUCUCCGUCUGACACGGCGUGUAAAUAAGUGUGGAGGGAAUGCGGAAAAGCGUUAGCAGAGCUUAGGAAUGCCGUAGAGUCGGAUUUUUCCUCUGUUUGAGACUACAGCGAGUCACCAGGCCAGAUUUCUUUGUUGACACUGCUUUUCUCAAACGCCUCGACCGCAGGUCCGCAGCAGCUUGUCAGAUCCGUAAGCACCGCUCCAGACAUGUUCGGGCAAAUCGUUCCGAGUCCCAACAGCAAAGACGAGACAAAAGGAGCAGUGUCCUGGAAAUUUUUAACGAUACUUUAGGGCUCUUUUUAAGGGGCUCGUCUCCUUGUAUGAUACGAUCUUCAUCAGAGGCGCUUUUCUUUUCUUUUUUAUUCUACUUUAAAGAUAUUCCUGAGACCAAGAGUCGGGUCAGUCGAUGGUUAGGACGUGCACGAUGGUGGGAUUUAGACUGGUCGUGUAAAUUCAGUUAACAUUCAGCUCUGGUGAGAUGACAUUGCAGGGGUGGACAAUAAACAAACAAACACUAUUCCUUUCUUGACUUCAAUAAAACACAGUUUCCGUUCGAUGCACAGUCACGUCGAGACGUAGCACGCUCUGUUGUGUGAUUCUAUACUAAGCUCGCUCCAAUCGCACAUAUCAUCUGAGACGCUUAUUUACUCGCGUUUUUUAAUUAGCGUACACUGACUGACUUUAGUAUCAGAAACGCAAAGCCGUGUCAAAAACCCGGCAACACACGCGAUCAGAAACUCGUUCCAUCUGUCGUGAUGACAGAACACGACGUCUUAAAAUGUCAACCGACGACUUUCUUACACGUUCAACACACACACACACACACAUCAUGCUACGUGACCAUAACCACGUCAGCCGUCAUUCGCUCAAUUACUCGUCAUACGAAGGGAUAUUUACAGCUUUAUAACAGUCAGUUUCCAGCACUGUUUGCAGUUGGUCCACCCCUGAAUUACAUACAGAUGUAAAUAACUGUGGAUUUUUGUUGUUGUUGUUCCGUAUGGAAGAAAAGAUCCUUCAGAUCAUUCAAAAAAAGCAGAAGGUUUCUCAAAAACAGAGCGCGCUCCCCCGUCCUGGGACAGAAAGAGCCAGACGGCGUGGACGGCGUUGCGUCAGACCCAGGAGCAGACAGCAGACAGUGCUGGCGUUAACAAAAGCCGUUAAAUUGCACUUGAGCCUCAAACCCUUCUUACAAAACUAUCCUGGGCAUAGACAGACAGACAGACAGACAGAAAGAGAAGGAGAGGGGUGGGACGCAUGCUGUCUGGGGUGUUGGUCGAAUUUAAAAAAAAAUACCCAAACUGAUUUCAUCACCACGGCACCCCGCGGUCCGGCCUGUCUGCGUCUGCGUCUGGUCUGACGCGUGUUUGUUUCACUCGGUACAUAACGAAGGCUUAGACACCGAGGGUGGACUCGUGCUGACUCAUUGAUUAGGCUUCUGAAAAAAAUACAGAAGUGUGUGUGGUGAUUUUUUUUUUUUUUUUUAAGUCGUUCCUUCGUUAUCGCUCGUUUUUGCCUUUUUUUUUUUCUUUCUCUCGAUUCUGACAGCCAAAAAAUUUUAAAAAAAAAAAUCAAAAAAAUCUUUAUAGCAUUUCUACACUGACUUUUUUGUACCUCAGACUACGCCACUAAAGAGACUUUAGUGUAUUUGUACACCUGUUUAAAAUAAAAAACGAAUAAAUAAAUAAAAAAAAAAACA
Molecule: messenger RNA, 2745 nt
Organism: Hemibagrus wyckioides
Lineage: Eukaryota; Metazoa; Chordata; Actinopteri; Siluriformes; Bagridae
Gene: cebpg
Product: CCAAT enhancer binding protein gamma
Exons: 3
Coding region: 269-757 (162 amino acids)
Biological process (GO): DNA-templated transcription; regulation of transcription by RNA polymerase II
Molecular function (GO): RNA polymerase II cis-regulatory region sequence-specific DNA binding; DNA-binding transcription factor activity, RNA polymerase II-specific
Source: RefSeq, a predicted model, not a curated record